Molecule: messenger RNA, 1224 nt
Organism: Mytilus trossulus (common blue mussel)
Lineage: Eukaryota; Metazoa; Mollusca; Bivalvia; Mytilida; Mytilidae
Product: GTPase IMAP family member 9-like
Exons: 1
Coding region: 1-1224 (407 amino acids)
Molecular function (GO): GTP binding
Source: RefSeq, a predicted model, not a curated record
AUGGGAAUGAUUGAGGAACGUCAAGUUGCUAUAGUAGACACUCCAGGUCUAUUCGAUACAAACCAUAUUUCUAAUGAAUCCACGAAAGAAAUAAUUCGUUGUAUGCAUUUAUCGUAUCCAGGUCCACAUGCCUUUUUGCUAGUUUUGAAGGCAGAUCGCUUCACCGAUGAAGAAAAUGACACUGUAACUAGUCUCCUCGACCUAUUUGGCGAUCAUAUGCUUUCAUAUACCGUAGUUAUAUUUACACGGCUGGAUGACCUAGAAGAAGAUGGGACAACACUUGGGGAAUAUAUUGAAAGUUCCACAGAAGCUUUGAAACGGUUAAUAAAGAGUGUUCAGUUUCGAAUAAUUGCUUUCAAUAAUAAAGGAAACGCAGACCAAAAGACUUCUUAUGUUUCGUCACUACAUAGAAUUAUAAAUAAAAUGCAGCAGGUGAAUGAUGGCAAACAUUAUACAAGUGAAAUGUUCAAGGAGGCAAAAUCUAAAAUUCAAGAAAAAAUUAGGACUGCCGAACGAAAAAAAGAGACAGAGAACCAACGAGUAUUUAAACUGGUUGAACAUAAAUUUAAGUCUGAAAUUAGGAACGCGGAACGAAGUUCAUCCCGUCUUCAGAACGAAUUAUGCAAACAAAAAGAACAGCACAAGAGUAUCGAAACUGAACACCAAGAAUCACAAGAGCGAAUUGUGAAUAUGCAAGAAAAUUUGAGCAGAACAAAAAUUUACAACCAAACGGAAUUGCGCGAGUCCAUAGAAGAAGAAAACCAGAAAGUAGAAGCAAAAUUAAACGCAAGACGCAAGCAGCAAUACAGAAGUAAACCGGUGUUUACAUCUUCCUGGAUCAGGAAUGAUGAACAACGGAUGAAAAAUUUGGCAGAUGAAAAUAAAAUGCAAAUAAGGAUUCAGAAAAUUCAAUUGCAAAAACAGACGGAGGAAGUAAUCAGAAUAUUAACAUAUAAACUUAAGAAAGAGAGAGAGGCUGAAGUGCAAAGGCAGUUAUUUCAAGAAAAAAGAGAACGGGAAAGAAUCCAUUUGCAAAACAAGAAUCUUUCAAACAUGUUAAAUGAGAUAGAGGAGACCAAAAGACAGAAGGAAUUACAACAAAGACAGCCGAAUUCACGACGUAGUUUUUUCAGACACUCAACUGCGAGUCCUAUACAAACAGAUAAUGUUCAAACAACUUACUACGAGAACUCAGAUGAUGACAGCUCCUGUGUAAUUCUUUAG